AUGGAGCGAGGGAAUAAAGAUAUGAGAAGUUUAAUUAAACUUUUUGAAAAACGAGAGAAGAAUUCGACUGAAAGCGUGGAGGACGCGGUAAAUAAUGUACUAAUACAGACGCCAGAGAAAGAAAAUGGCAUCGAGGCAUCAGAGGCUGAAAACCCAGCGGCGGAUCUUGAGGCUCUUAUUGAGCGGUUGGAGCGUGUGACGUCACGUCUGGAACGCUUGCCCUGCUUCAGUGAUCCAAUACCAAGUCCCAAAUCUCAAGUAGCAUCGCCCGUGUGCUUAGUCACACCACCGCAGGUCCUGAUCCCAACGGACAAUAUGAGUAUCAACGGUUAUCAAGACAUACUGCAGGGACCCCUGCGGACAUACCUUGAGCUGUCCCAAAAAAUCGGUGGCGAUGUGGCCACUCAUGCAAAACUCGUCAACGAGGCAUUCCAAGCUCAAUAUGGCUACAUUCAACUAGCCGCCUCUCGGAGCAAACCUUCCCAGGGAGAAGAGAUGCAACUAUUGUCGCCAACCAGUGAGAAGAUCUCCGCUAUCCAACAGUUCCGCGAAAAGAACAGGGUGUCUACCUACUUUAACCAUCUGUCUGCGAUUUCCGAAAGUAUACCAGCACUGGGAUGGGUCGCCAUAUCUCCCACACCGGCACCAUACGUCAAGGAGAUGAAUGACGCUGGCCAGUUUUACACGAACCGUGUUCUCAAGGACUGGAAGGAGAAGGAUAAGACACACAUAGAAUGGUGUCGUACAUGGGUGCAGCUUUUAUCGGAUUUGCAGGCCUAUGUGAAACAGUACCACACCACAGGUCUUGUUUGGUCUGGAAAGGGUGGAGCCCCACCUCCACCUCCACCUGGGGGGCCUGCCACCGCCCCCGAUGCCCGAGAGGGAAUCACUAGCAACCUCCGCAAAGUGACGUCAGAGAUGCAGACCCACAAGAAUCCCCAGCUGAGAGAGGGGCCUGCGCCUUUUAAAGCUGCGCCCCGAGGCGCACCAGCCAAGCCUCUGCCUACUCCCGGUGCCGGAGCCCUACCAGACAAACCGCCCAUCUUCGCUCGGGACGGCAAGAAAUGGCUCAUUGAAUACCAAAAGGGUAACUCCAACUUGGUUGUGGAGAACGCAGACAUGAACAACAUGGUGUACAUGUUCAGAUGUCGUGAUUCGGCGCUUACUGUACGCGGCAAGGUGAACGGUGUGAUCCUAGACUCUUGCACCAAGUGUGCGGUGGUCUUUGACAACCUGGUCUCCAGCAUCGAAUUUGUCAACUGUCAAUCUGUUCAGAUGCAGGUAUGUGGAAUGACAGCUUUACAGUUGAACACUAGACAUCUCUUUUCAAAUGUAUCUACCAAACUUGACAAAAUAUAA
Pieris macdunnoughi is the source of this 1359-nucleotide messenger RNA. NCBI's taxonomy places the organism in Eukaryota, Metazoa, Arthropoda, Insecta, Lepidoptera, Pieridae. The record is from the annotation of a GenBank genome assembly.